UGGUAGCUGCUAACCGCGCUUCCCGCUAAAUGCCAGUGCUGUUUUGCUUCAUAACUCUCUUGCUAGCUCAUUUGAAACCCCGUGUGACAGUUGUGAGACACGGGCAAUUUAAUGUGUUUCUCCCGAAGACGCAGUCUGUCGGGAUGGGAUUCGUAAUUUAAAUGCGCUGCUCCGAUUAGCUAGACGUUGCUUUUAUUUGUAUUUACGGAAACCUGGGACUAAGCUACAGCUGGUGUUAGCUUAGGCCAGUAGAAGACCGCUUAGUUCCGACGUCUACCAGCAUGGAGUUCCCGCAACAGCAGAAAACGGCGGGCGACGGCAAGAUCUGCUAUCCUCCCGGAGUCAAAGAGAUUACGGACAAAAUCAGCAACGAUGAGGUGGUCAAACGAUUAAAGAUGGUGGUGAAGACCUAUAUGGACAUGGAUCAAGAUUCUGAAGAGGAGAAGCAGCAGUAUCUUGGCCUUGCACUGCACCUUGCCUCAGAGUUCUUCCUCAGGAACCCCAAUAAAGAUGUGCGGCUGCUCGUUGCCUGCUGUCUGGCUGACAUCUUUCGGAUCUAUGCCCCCGAGGCCCCCUACACCUCGCAUGACAAACUCAAGGACAUCUUCCUCUUCAUCACAAGACAGCUGAAGGGACUGGAAGACACCAAGAGCCCUCAGUUUAACAGAUACUUUUAUCUUCUGGAGAAUUUGGCCUGGGUUAAAUCAUACAACAUUUGCUUUGAACUUGAGGACUGUAAUGAGAUCUUCACCCAACUUUUCAAAACACUCUUCUCUGUGAUCAAUAACAGCCACAAUCAGAAAGUUCAGUUGCACAUGAUGGACUUGAUGUGUUCCAUCAUCAUGGAGGGAGAUGGAGUCACACAGGAGCUUUUGGAUAGCAUCCUCAUUAACCUCAUCCCUGCACACAAGAAUCUGAACAAACAAGCAUAUGAUCUUGCAAAGACUAUCCUGAAGAGAACUGUCCAGACCAUAGAAACGUGCAUUGCAAAUUUCUUUAAUCAGGUUUUAGUGAUGGGAAAGUCCUCUGUCAGUGAUCUGUCAGAGCAUGUCUUUGACCUCAUCCAAGAGCUAUUUGCCAUCGAUCCUUUGCUGCUUACUUCUGUUAUGCCACAGCUGGAAUUCAAACUCAAGAGCAAUGACGGAGAAGAGCGUUUGGCUGUUGUACGCUUGCUAGCUAAGUUGUUUGGGGCCAAAGACUCUGAGCUGGCCUCGCACAACCGACCUUUGUGGCAGUGCUUCUUAGGACGGUUCAAUGACAUCCAUGUUCCGGUGAGGUUAGAGUGUGUCAAGUUUGCCAGCCACUGUCUCAUGAACCACCCCGACCUGGCCCGAGACCUUACAGAGUUUUUGAAAGUGCGUUCCCAUGACCCGGAGGAAGCCAUUCGUCACGAUGUCAUUGUCACCAUCAUCAAUGCUGGGAAGAAGGAUCUGAAUUUGGUCAAUGACCAAUUAUUGGGCUUUGUAAGAGAAAGGACGCUAGACAAGAGGUGGCGAGUGCGCAAGGAGGCGAUGAUGGGCCUGGCUCAGCUUUAUAAAAAGUACUGUUUGCACCACGAGGCGGGCAAGGAGUCUGCCUUGAUGAUCAGCUGGAUUAAAGACAAGCUGCUGCACAUCUACUACCAGAACAGCAUUGAUGACAAGUUAUUAGUCGAAAAGAUCUUUGCCCAGUUCAUGGUCCCCCACAGCCUUGAGACGGAAGAGAAGAUGAAGUGUCUCUAUUACCUGUAUGCUUGCCUGGACACCAACGCUGUCAAGGCUUUGAAUGAGAUGUGGAAAUGUCAGAAUAUGCUGAGAGGCCUGGUUAAAGAGCUGCUUGACCUUCACAAACUACCCAUGUCUGAGGCCAAUAACGCUGCCAUGUUUGGGAAGCUGAUGAAUAUUGCAAAGAACCUGCCAGAUGCGGGGAAAGCUCAAGAUUUUAUGAAAAGGUUCAACCAGGUUCUUGGUGAGGAUGAGAAGCUUAGAGCCCAACUGGAGAUUCUCAUCAGUCCGACAUGCUCUUGCAAACAAGCGGAGCUCUGUGUGCGGGAGAUCACUCGAAAGUUAACGUUUCCCAAACAACCGACCAACCCUUUCUUGGAGAUGGUUAAGUUCCUGCUUGAACGCAUCGCCCCAGUCCACAUCGACUCUGAAGCCAUCAGUGCUUUGGUAAAAUUGCUCAACAAGUCCAUUGAAGGCACAGCAGAUGACGAUGAAGAGGGCGUCACCCCUGAUACAGCCAUCCGCUCAGGGUUAGAGCUACUCAAGGUUCUGUCGUUCACCCACCCCACAGCAUUCCACUCAUCAGAGACCUAUGAGUCUCUUCUCCAGUGUCUGAAAAUGGAGGAUGACAAGGUGGCAGAGGCAGCGAUCCAGAUAUUCAGAAACACCGGACAGAAAAUUGAGGCAGAGCUACCGCAGAUAAGAUCGACUCUAAUUCCCAUUCUACAUCAGAAAGCAAAGAGGGGGACACCUCACCAGGCCAAGCAGGCUGUGCACUGCAUACACGCCAUCUUCAACAACAAAGAAGUGCAGUUGGCUCAAAUAUUUGAGCCUCUGUCACGGAGUCUAAAUGCAGACGUUCCUGAGCAGCUCAUCACGCCGCUUGUGUCACUGGGCCACAUCUCCAUGUUGGCACCAGAUCAGUUUGCCUCACCAAUGAAGUCCAUAGUGGCUAACUUUAUCGUCAAAGACCUGCUCAUGAAUGACAGGUCGGUGGGAAACAAGAAUGGUAAGCUGUGGACCACUGAUGAAGAAGUUUCACCUGAAGUACUGGCUAAGGUCCAGGCCAUCAAGCUGCUGGUGCGAUGGUUGCUUGGAAUGAAGAACAACCAGUCCAAGUCUGCAAACUCCACGUUACGCUUGCUGUCAGCCAUGCUGGUUAGCGAGGGAGACCUCACAGAGCAAAAAAAGAUCAGUAAAUCAGACAUGUCUCGUCUAAGGCUGGCCGCAGGGGGCGCCAUUAUGAAGCUGGCCCAGGAGCCCUGUUAUCAUGAAAUCAUCACACCCGAACAGUUCCAGUUGUGCGGCCUUGUCAUCAAUGACGAGUGCUACCAGGUGCGUCAGAUCUUUGCUCAGAAGUUGCACUUGGCUCUCGCCAAACUCUCCCUGCCACUGGAGUACCUGGCCGUCUUCGCCCUCUGUGCCAAGGACCCGGUGAAGGAGCGCCGCGCCCACGCCCGACAGUGCCUACUCAAGAACAUCUCAGUGCGCCGAGAGUACAUCAAGCAGAACUCACUCACUCAGGAAAAAAUGGUCUCCUUCCUUCCAGAAUAUGUUGUUCCUUUCAUGAUCCACCUACUGGCUCAUGAUCCAGACUUCACGAAACCGCAGGAAUAUGAACAGCUCAAAGACAUUAAAGAAUGUCUGUGGUUCAUGCUAGAGGUGCUGAUGACCAAGAAUGAGAAUAACAGUCACGCUUUCCUGAGAAAAAUGGUGGAAAACAUCAAACGGACCAAAGACACACAAUGUCCUGAAGACAUGAAAGCCAAUGAGAAGCUGUAUAUUGUCUGUGACGUCGCUCUCUUCGUCAUUGCUAACAAGAGCACCGCAUGUCACCUAGACUGUCCAAGUGACCCCUACAUAUGCCCCACAUUCUUCCUAGCGCUAGACAAGGACUUCAAAAAUGACAAAGACUAUUUGUCAGGAGAAAUGCGACAAAUGUUGCUCACAGGAAAGCCUAAACAAGCGCCAGUGUUGGUGACUGUCAACAAGACGUUGACCGUACCGGGCAGGAAAAUUUUUAAAGCGCAGCCAGUGUCGGAUACAAGUAACACCAGCACCAACUCCUCGCCGCUAAGCUCCUCCACUGUCAACAAGAACAGUAAAAGCAUCGCAGCCACAGAAUCCCCCGAGAGUCAAACGCAAGAAAAUAAUGAGAACCCUAUCAUCAAGAAGGUCGAGGGGGGUAAGAAUACGACGGCAGACGCUGACACGGAAGCGCUGCCCGCGAAACGGCGUGGCCGACCACCCAAAACCGGCAUGGCUGCUUCUCCUACGGCGACAAGCAAAGAGACGGCAUCGCCUGGCGGCGGGGCCGGAAGAGGCAAGAAGAGAGGAGCAGAGCCCAACUCCAACCCAUCAGCAGAGUCCAUCAAGAUGUCAAAGCAACAGAAUGACGAGGGAACAAAUCGACAGAUGGACCUGCAAAGGUAAAGAGUGGAGCCACUACUGUGGUAAAAGGGCCCGAUUCCUUCAAAGCUUCCCAUGCCAUCGUACAUCCUCUUGCUGACAUCCUCUUGGACAUUUAUGGACCUUUUCUUAAAUCUGUUUCACAGAUCUACAUUUUACCCACACAUGGACUAUCAUGACAUCCUAGAAGGUUCUGAACACUCUGUAGUUAUCAUUUGGAGCUCAUUGUAUGUAGGUCUUAAACUUAUAAUUUCCCCCCUUUGUUUGUUUUGUCAUGCUGCGCUUCUUUUGUGGACACAUUUUUCAGAAAAAAAAAUCUGACAUUUUACAGAAAUUUUAAUCUGGUAUGAGUAUUGCUUAUUAAAUUCCCUGGUAAAAAAAUCUUCUCAUGUGACUCUUCCUCAAUAUUCUAUGUAAGUGGUACCACGACUUAUGAGUGACUUUCGAGGUACGAGCUGUGGCUUGAGGGUGAAGAUUUGAUUUGAGCGCUAAAUGGUAAGAGGAGCAGUCCCGUUUAAGUUAACUCAAACUAAACAUGAAAGAACCAAUAAUAAUAGCCACAUUCCUUUUAAUGUCAGAUAAGAUCUAUUUCUGAUGUUCUAAAUGCAAUGACAAUUGUGUAGUCUGACCAGCUACGCCAACCUCUGGAGUGCAUAAAUGGUACAUACAUCUACCAUGAAAGUACUUUUAAGUUUUUGUCCUGUUUUACAAUUAAAUGUAGUUUGUACCUUUUUGUCAGUUAUUUGUCCAGGCACUUCUCCUGAGGAAGAUUCACCACAGCCUGCAUACCCUAACGCUCAUGGUGCUUAUUACAGCCCAGAAUUUGAUGGCAAAUCUCUCACCUGUAAAAGUCAGACCUGAAAUGUUGUCACACUUUUCUACACAGGUAUUUAGAAGCGGUGGCAAAUCUAGCACCAGAAAUGUCAAAAAACCUGCCAGGCUGCUUGCCGCAGUUUGGCUCACCACCCAACCAUGUUAAUUCUUGUGGUUUCAUCCUUUGUAAUUGUCAUGCUCUUUAUUUUUUCACCUCGCUAGUAGUCUAGUAGGAAACAGCUCUCAGGCAAUUGUGUAAUUUGAAUUGACCUCAACCUGACCCCCACUUGUAUUCUAUACACACUAUUGCAUUUGUCAAAUAAACUGAAAGACUUUUGCUAAAAAAUAUAUAUA
Molecule: messenger RNA, 5279 nt
Organism: Syngnathus typhle (broad-nosed pipefish)
Lineage: Eukaryota; Metazoa; Chordata; Actinopteri; Syngnathiformes; Syngnathidae
Gene: pds5a
Product: PDS5 cohesin associated factor A
Exons: 33
Coding region: 282-4136 (1284 amino acids)
Biological process (GO): mitotic sister chromatid cohesion; DNA repair
Cellular component (GO): chromatin; nucleus
Source: RefSeq, a predicted model, not a curated record